AUGGUUUCAACUUCGAGUACAAUCCAUGCCAUAAGUGCAGUGCUAGCGUUAACUGUUUGCAUUCCCAUGACGGAAGCAUUGGGCGCUUUUCUUAACGUUGCCAUACACAACAGUGGAUUCCAUCGUGAUAUACAUUAUGGCCUUCGGUUUGGCGGCAUCGGACGCAUGUCCUGUGAGCUAUUGCUCGUACAGCACCUACCGGCAGCAAUCUACGUCAACACGGACCAGCUGGUGGAUAUGAAGCGUUUCCACAAAAUCAACAGCUACGUGCCUUUGUACGUCGAUGUGGAAAAGCCGGCCAGUAAAUCGUACCCAUUCACCGUGUACUUAUACGAAUCGGUCCGGAGGGAAAUCAACAUUACGCUACCGAUCCAUUUCCGCUAUCACGAUCCGUCCGGGCGCAAGUUCGAACGGAUUCAAGUGGAAAGUCCCACACUGUAUGUGCGGUGUAGUAAUGUGCAUGCAAGCAAGUAUCCGCUACGAACGGUUGGCAAAGCAAAUCUACCCUGCUCGGACAGUGCGGAGAUAGAAGACUACGAUAAGCUAGACCAGGCGGAACUAUGUGAAUGGGAUGAGAUGGAAUUCAAUAACCUACCUACGGUAAUAAGUGUUUUGAUUCCGGUCGGAAAUAGUGCAUCGUACAGCUUCGUGCUACCGGCCACCAUCAUUGUCAGCUGGAUCGGCAGUAUGUAUCUGAUCUACGUGAUUCUUAAGGUGGGACGAAAGGUCAACAAAAAGCUGCUCUAA
Molecule: messenger RNA, 747 nt
Organism: Anopheles marshallii
Lineage: Eukaryota; Metazoa; Arthropoda; Insecta; Diptera; Culicidae
Gene: PIG-X
Product: phosphatidylinositol-glycan biosynthesis class X protein
Exons: 4
Coding region: 1-747 (248 amino acids)
Biological process (GO): GPI anchor biosynthetic process
Cellular component (GO): endoplasmic reticulum membrane
Source: RefSeq, a predicted model, not a curated record